Rotaria sordida is the source of this 684-nucleotide messenger RNA. Lineage: Eukaryota; Metazoa; Rotifera; Eurotatoria; Philodinida; Philodinidae. The record is from the annotation of a GenBank genome assembly.
AUGACUGAUUAUUGGAAAUCAGGUGAACGACAUUAUUGUAAAUUUUGUAAAUGUUGGCUAGCUGGAAAUAAAAUUAGUAUUGAUUUACAUGAACGUGGUAAUCAUCAUAAAAAUAUGGUUAAAGUUAAACUUGAUCAAUUACGUAAAGAAAGUAUUGAAAAAGAACAUCAAAAUAAACAACUCAAUCAAACACUUGGUCAAAUGGAACGUGCUGCUAAUGAAUCAUUUCGUCGUGAUAUGGCAUCGAAUGCAAAGAAUCUUUCACAUUAUGAUACAGGAAAUGAUUCAACAUCAUCCGAUAUAAAUCUUCCAUCUAAACUUAAACGAUCAAUACAACAACCUGUACAAGUACAAUGUAAAAAACCAAAAUUUGUUAUUAAAACUCCAACACCUAAACCAGUUUUUGAACCUAUUGUUACAUCAACAGAAUCAAAUGAAAAAAUUGAAACGAAAAAAGAAGAAGAAGACGAAGACGAAGACGAAGAAGAAGAAGAAGAAGAAGAAGAAGAAAAAGAAAAACCAACAAUAACAGAUAAUAAUAAUCAAGAAGGUACUUGGUAUGAAUCGAAAACUGAAACACAAGAAUCAUUCUAUUGGAAUGAUACAACCGGUGAAUCAACAUGGACACCACCAGCUGUUUAUCUAUCAAUUGAACAACAACGAGCAAAAGGAUUAAAAGUUUGA